UUACCCCAUGUUCAAUAAAAAAAAUAACAUAGUACAAUUUCCCCACUGACCAUAAUUAUAUAUCCUGUAUAUACUAUCGAUUUUAACAAUACAUUUAGAUCAAGCGUGUCAUCACUUACACUUGAAUUUGAAUCACGCUAUAUUAAACUCUAUUCCUCAUCCAUAGAGAAUAUAAUUCCGUAAUAAAACACCUUCAUACAACCUGCUGGUAGGAUAUUAUUGUCAAAUUGUACUAAGUAUAAAUAGAUGGUGAGAUGGUGUUGAUACCAUUCAGUAAUCAGCUUGUGAAUCUGCAACAAGUAGAUUAACUCAAACUCAAAACCCAAACCACCAUAUGAACAUGAAGGUCAAGGUUUUAGUCGCGGUCCUUUUAAGUGCCUAUACAAUGGCUGAACCUCCCGUUGGAGACUACCCCUAUCCCGAUUACGCUGCUCAACGAUCGCUUUCCGAUACAUAUGGCCCUCCUAGUUUUGGUGCAAGAACUCAAAACCAAUUAACACAAACUUACGGCCCUCCCGAAAGUCAAAACGCACGUCUCUCAAAACAAUACCUACCUGCCCAGCGAAGUCUGUCCCAGGAAUAUGGAGUUCCUCGAAAUUUCGAUUCUUUCGAAUAUUCUGAUGAUUAUGUUCCACAAAGUCAAUAUGGUGUACCAUCAGCCCGUUCAGGUGAAAGCUAUAAUUCAGAGAAAACUCUUUCUCAAGAAUAUGGAUUACCUGCGAGUAAUUUUAAUGCCCAAGAGGAAUAUAGUCUUGAUGCAAGAAAUUUGCCUCAAGAAUACGAUGUAGCAGCCAAAACUCUUCCUUCAACAAGGCUAUCUCAGAAGUACGGAUCCCCAGCUCGUACCAUUGAUACAUCUGUGCGCGAUUUGACCCGACAAUAUGGUGUGCCAAAAUCACGUUCUCAAAACAUUCCUAAAUCUCAAUUCCCAAAAACCCGGGUAAGCCAAGUGUCUAACUCCUUUGGUGUAUCUCAAAAUAUCCCUACUUCAAGAAUUCAAGACUUCAAUGUAGCUGCAAAAUCGAUUGACUCUUCUUUCCCAUCCGACUCUUAUGGUGCGCCUUUGCAAAGAUCAUUUGACACCAUUUCUAAGGAAUAUGGAGUUCCUCAAACUGAAAAACCAGCUUUCCGAUCACAAAGUAUCUCCCAAACUUAUGGCGUACCACGUUCAGGGUCCGAUAGCUACUCAAAGAUGUCCAGAUUUGGCGCUGCACAAAACACAGUAUCUACAAGUUAUGGAGUUCCUCGAUUGUCUUCUCAGUAUGAUGUCCCAAGCGGCGGUAGAUCAAUAAAACCCUCAGAAACUUACGGAGUACCUAAUGCUAAAUCAUUUGAUGAUGCUAGAGUGAGAUCCAACGCAUUUCCCAGCAGUACAGCCUAUCUUCCACCCACCCGUGAAGCAAUGCCAACCUCAGGGUACGGAGUGCCUGAUGUGAACAGCGGUCUUUCCGGUCAGGGGUACAGUUAUGCAAGAAAUGCUCUGGAUGAACUGAUCAACCAAGAGCCAGCCAACUACGACUUUGGGUACAAAGUUAACGACCUUCGUACUGGAAGUGACUUCGGUCAUACAGAGACCAGACAAGAGAACAAGGCUGAAGGAUCAUACUUUGUAGUGCUUCCAGAUGGUACAAAACAGGUGGUUGAAUACGAGGCAGAUGACCAAGGAUUUAGACCCCGUAUCUCAAUAGAAGCAGUCGAUUUGGGAUACGACGAAAACGCAUCUAAUUUAGCUAAAUCCGGACCGUACUAAACACUUACUUAAAAAGGUUCUAUUUACGUAACGAUAAAAGGCUUUAAUGAGAAAUCAAUAGGUGUUUACUUGGCAUGAAAAAUAUGUGUGUAAUACUCAAUUUAUUUAUUGAUCGCAAAAUGAAAAUGUAAAAAAAUAUAUAGUUCGAACGUGUUUUGUACAUUGAUGAAAAUAAACCGUUUUUAAUUUA
This is a messenger RNA of Pieris napi, 1940 nucleotides long. Its product is annotated as pro-resilin-like. The transcript has 7 exons. The coding region runs from base 335 to 1750 and encodes 471 amino acids. Gene Ontology annotation, cellular component: extracellular matrix. The record is from RefSeq and is a predicted model, not a curated record. NCBI's taxonomy places the organism in Eukaryota, Metazoa, Arthropoda, Insecta, Lepidoptera, Pieridae.